Messenger RNA from Staurois parvus, 335 nucleotides. NCBI's taxonomy places the organism in Eukaryota, Metazoa, Chordata, Amphibia, Anura, Ranidae. The record is from the annotation of a GenBank genome assembly.
CAGCGUGGCAAUCGGCGGCGCGCUGUGUCCCUCGGACACAGUGGAUCACCGGUCAACGGAAAGAGCCGAAGAUGUCGGUUUGGUCAUGUGAUCAGCUGUCAGUGUCACCUGUCAGUGUACAUCAGUGCCAGCUGUCAGUGCUUAUCAGUGCCACGUACCAGUGCCCAUCAAUGCCACAUAUCAGUGCCUACCAGUGCACAUCAAUGCCACCAAUCAGUGCCCAUCUGAGCUGCCUUUCAGUGUCACUCAUCAGUGCCAGUCAGUGCCACCUAUCAGUGCUUCCAAUCAGUGCCCCCUAUCAGUGCCAGUCAGUGCUGCCUAUCAGUGCACAUCAG